Racocetra fulgida is the source of this 1702-nucleotide messenger RNA. The record is from the annotation of a GenBank genome assembly. Lineage: Eukaryota; Fungi; Glomeromycota; Glomeromycetes; Diversisporales; Gigasporaceae.
AUGGCCCUGGAUCGUGGUACGCCUGAAGGUGUAGAGGCCUGGCUUGCGGAAGCGUCGACAAAACCUUGGUCGUUUCCCACAACGGUUGGACCAGAACUCUCACAGGAAAUAUUACAACACAUUUAUAAUCACUGGGACACCUACACACCUAAUAUUAAGUUAGGAAAAACUGUUGGUGAACAAGAUGAAGGACGAGUUAUCAGCGAACAAGAAGACGAAUGGGUUGUUCUGAUAUCGAAAAUGUUGCGGGAUUAUCCAAAUACUUCAGCACUUGAUUUGAAUAUAGAACAACAUAUCCCACCUGCCGCUCAGAAUGGACUUCAAAAUCUAAUGAACAAGACGAUUCUAAACAAUAUGUCAGUACCUCCUUCCCCAGGUCUGACCUCACCAGUAAACGCAACUGGGUUCAAUUUUCCACCGGCUGGUCCAUCACAAAUUCCUAUACACGGUCCUCCAAGUCGUUCCAAUUCAAUGUCUUCCGGACAAUCACUUUUUAUUCCUUCAAAGCGUCGAUCUUCGCAAUUAACACAACCCUAUCCUAAAGUAGGUGCAUCGCAAGGUUCGGAAUCACCUACCGAACCGAAGGUGGUCACCAUUACCCAAGGCAAAAAAUAUCAAAAACCAUCAAGAAUUCAAAUGAUUGAUAUAUCAACGGGAUCAAAAAUUAUUAAGGACCAAGAGGAAUCAAAGCGACAGACUCAAUUAGAGGAACAACAAUCGAAGGAAGCACGACGACUUGAAAGAGAAAAAAAGCAGGAAGAAAAACGACGUGAAGAGGAAGAGAAGAGGCAACAAAAAGAACAAGAAAAGGCUGAAAGAGCCGAAAAGCAACGGUUAAAAGAAGAAGCUAAAAGAAGAAGAAGUGAAAAGACCGAAAGGAAGACUACUACGAAGGUUAACACCACAACCGAAACUGAAAUUACGGACGCACAAGCAAAUACCUAUCCAGGUGAUGAAGUAGUUGAAGAGGAAACCGUCUCUGAUGGAGAGAUGUCUCAUAAAAAUCCCCAAACGAUUGUUGCAUCACCUACUUCUUUAUCGCCGCCAGCGAAUCAAUUUAAUGAUCAGUAUAUCGAUAAUUCAACAAUUAACACUAGCUUUAUGCAUGAAACUUCGACCGAAGCAGAACCAUCAAGGCAACCGAUGACAUCUGACGUUACUCCAGUACAACAACCAAUGCAAUUGCAACCGGCAUCUCAGCAGUUUGAAGAACAGCCUAGGCGUAAUAUGUCUCCUUCAGAAAGGCUUCUUUUUGAACGAAAUUGUGUUGCAGUAUUAACCGAAGCAAAUAAAGUUAAUGAUAAUGCCUAUUUAAGACAAAUAAUUAUUAACUUUUUAGGCGGUGUUCAUGGUAAUUAUGACUAUUUUGGAAUCAUCAAUACAAAUGAACUCAAAGCUGCUUCUGUUGGUAUUCUUAAUUCUGACGAUCCUGUGCGUCAAAUAAUUUUGCACGAAGAGACUGCCCGAAACCAUGAUGGCAAAGCAACCACAGAAACUUUAAUCUUUGAAAUUAAUUUGAACAAUGGACAGUGGAGAAAACUCAAGAGAAAGAAAGUAAAGGAGCCUGGCGGUCGGAUGGUUGUUCUUAAAACGUCAGACUCCGAUAAAGUGCCCCCCUUGGUACCUGAUAUUCCAGACACUAGAGAUCCCGUAAGACCUGAUCUGGCCACAGACGUUGAGUUAACAACAUUCCGAACAGACG